This is a messenger RNA of Olea europaea var. sylvestris, 689 nucleotides long. Its product is annotated as RING-H2 finger protein ATL33-like. The transcript has a single exon. The coding region runs from base 56 to 574 and encodes 172 amino acids. The record is from RefSeq and is a predicted model, not a curated record. NCBI's taxonomy places the organism in Eukaryota, Viridiplantae, Streptophyta, Magnoliopsida, Lamiales, Oleaceae.
CAUAUGUCAUAUAAUCACCUGUAUAUUUCCAAUAGAAAAACCUUUAUGCCUUAUCAUGAUGAACACCACCACCACACACUCAAGUGCUCCGCGUCCUUCCCCAGCCGGGCAGGCCCCGAGCUCCGACAUCUCCGUCCGCACGGCCCUCCUCUGCCUUGUAGCAGUGAUAACCACACCAUUAAUUAUCUACACAUUCUUUUUUGCUAUGAGAUUCCCUCGGAAUCCUUUCCGGCGAUCUAGCCGCCGCUCCGACAUACCGGAUGGAGAAGUGAGCUGUAACGGUAAAGAAUUCGAACUGGUUUGUGGCGUUAGGAAAGAGGCGCGUGCAAAAGAAACCGCCGGAAGCGAGUGCCCUGUGUGUCUAUCGGUUUUUGUUGAGGGAGAAGGGAUUAGGCAGUUGAAUGCGUGUAAACACGUUUUUCACGUUGAGUGUAUUGAUAAGUGGCUCUAUUCGCAUUCGAAUUGCCCGGUAUGUCGUGUUUCUGUUUCGGUAAAGCGCUGUAAACGGGCUUCAAAUAUUGGCGGAGAUGAAGAUUUCCGGCAAGGUUUGCCGGAUGCGGCUAACCUGGUUUAAUUUCCGGCGAGGGAAUUAUAUGUACCAUUUUACCGUUCUUUAUUUUCAAAAUCAAUUUUAUUUUGGAUGAUUGUUGGCACCCCAUUUUUUACUCGUUGCACGUAAGGCUGAAUCA